This is a messenger RNA of Mesoplodon densirostris (Blainville's beaked whale), 1163 nucleotides long. RefSeq names its product transmembrane protein 40 (gene TMEM40). The record is from RefSeq and is a predicted model, not a curated record. The coding region runs from base 401 to 1024 and encodes 207 amino acids. NCBI's taxonomy places the organism in Eukaryota, Metazoa, Chordata, Mammalia, Artiodactyla, Ziphiidae. The transcript is spliced from 11 exons.
CUGGGACACGCCACCUCCUCCCCGCCCAGAGCCUGGCACAAGUCAGGGUGGUACGACUGCCCCCACGUAACUACCCCUGAGGUCAGAGGGCAUGGCCCCGGCCCGGGGCGGGUUGGGAGCUGCAGCCACUCCAUCUGCCCUCCUGGCACAUCCGGGGAGGAGUCAAGUCAGACAGGAAGGCCUGACGCCUACAGCACCGCGGGAAGGAGGGCCCCCCGGCUGAGCGUGGGCGCGUGGGCGGGUGAGCGUGGGGCCCAGGGCGACGUCACGUCCCGCCCCUGCCUGUCACGGGGGCGGCCCCGCCUCUCUGCCCUCCUCCCGGCCCCGCCCCGCCCACCUCAGGAGUCCGAGCGCCGCUUAGCCUCCAGCCCACACCGGCCUCGGGAACACAGGGGAGGCCAUGGAGACUUCAGGAUCACUUCAAGACCACAGUCGAGUCCACGGAGAAUCAGAAGAUCUAGACUGUAUGUUUGCUCUCUCUGACCCUCUGGGCAAAGCCACAUGGGAGGUGAAGUCCAGCAAUGGAGAGACGGAUUUCCACAAGGAAGACCAGGAGGCUGAGCUCUAUUCUCAAGAACAAGAUGAGAGAGGCAAGUCUUCGUCCUCUUCAUCCUCCUCCUCAGGUGCUGAGCAUGGGGAGCCUGAAGUUUUGAAGGAUGAGCUUCAACUCUAUGAAGGUGCCCCCGGGGACGUGGUGCCGUUUGAGGAAUCAGGACUCCGAAGGAGAGGCUCUAACCCAGAGAGUGGAGAAGUGGAGGCCUCUCAGUUAAGAAGACUAAAUAUAAAGAAGGAUGAUGAGUUUUUCCAUUUCGUCCUCCUCUGCUUUGCCAUUGGGGCCUUGCUGGUGUGUUAUCACUAUUAUAAAGACUGGUUCAUAUCCCUUGGGGUCGGGCUGCUCACCUUCGCCUCCUUGGAGACCAUUGGCAUCUACUUUGGCCUGGUGUACCGGAUCCACAGCGUCCUGCGUGGCUUCAUUCCCCUCUUUCAGAAGUUGAGGCUGAUAGGCUUCAGGAAGACCGACUGAGGCCAGUGCCAGGUGGGCAGCCAGGCCAGGCCCCGCGUGACCACCACUGCAUCCUUUCAGCCCACGAGGACAGAGUGGCGUCCUGGGAGACGCGCAGGCGGGCCAAACUAGAGCAAUAAAGAGAGCGCUUUGACUUCCA